This is a messenger RNA of Manduca sexta (tobacco hornworm), 501 nucleotides long. Its product is annotated as COP9 signalosome complex subunit 8-like. Lineage: Eukaryota; Metazoa; Arthropoda; Insecta; Lepidoptera; Sphingidae. Gene Ontology annotation, biological process: COP9 signalosome assembly; protein deneddylation. Gene Ontology annotation, cellular component: COP9 signalosome. The record is from RefSeq and is a predicted model, not a curated record.
GGGCCCUGGCAACACUGCUGUUAUGUGACAAGUGACAACUGACUUGUUAAUAUAGGAUUUUAUGGCAAAAGCUGCAUUUCCGAAUUCUGAUAUUAUAUCGUGUUUGUAAAUAAAUAUUGUUGUGAUUGUAAGUUAUUAAUUCUUACCCGGUAAAAUAUUCAAUAAGGAAAAUAUAAAAAGGGCUUUACAAUGAUAACAAAUUUUGAUAAACUUUGUGGAGAUCUAGAAAAACAGGAGUUAGAGGCGCCGAAUGGUAUAGCAUCACCGUCGACAUACGCUCACUUCGCCAUAUAUUUAUACCAAAAUGAUUUAUGUAAUGCGAAAUUCCUAUGGAAAAGGAUACCACAAAACAUAACCAGUAGCAAUCCUGAAAUAACAGCAAUUUGGAGUGUCGGUCAAAAGUUAUGGAAGAAAGAUCUGCCCGGAACUUACCAAACACUGGCUGCUUACAUGACUGAACCAGUUGCAAAUAUCAUCAGGGCAUUAGAAGUUAUAAGAUAA